Messenger RNA from Miscanthus lutarioriparius, 1101 nucleotides. The record is from the annotation of a GenBank genome assembly. NCBI's taxonomy places the organism in Eukaryota, Viridiplantae, Streptophyta, Magnoliopsida, Poales, Poaceae.
AUGGCGGCGUCUCCGUCUUCUUCCCCUGCCGCCGCCGGAGUUGGUGGCCAGAGCCUGACCCCCUUAGCGCCGUCUCCCCACCUCACCAACUUCUUCGUGUGGAGGGAAUUUGUCUGGGGAGGAAUUGCAGGCGCAUUUGGGGAAGGCAUGAUGCAUCCAGUUGACACUCUGAAAACAAGGCUUCAGAGUCAGGCUAUAAUGACAGGGGCUAAGGCUCAGAAGAAUAUAUUCCAGAUGGUCAGGACAGUUUGGGCUUCUGAUGGUCUAAGAGGUUUUUACAGAGGAAUCAGCCCAGGUGUUACUGGAUCUCUUGCGACUGGCGCUACAUACUUUGGUGUUAUUGAAUCAACUAAGACAUGGUUGGAGAUUGCUAAUCCUAAUCUAAGUGGACACUGGUCACAUUUUAUUGCUGGAGCGAUUGGUGAUACACUUGGAUCCUUUGUCUAUGUGCCUUGCGAAGUCAUGAAACAAAGAAUGCAAGUCCAAGGCACCCAAAAAUCUUGGGCAUCAGCUGUAGCUAAAGGAAGUAUUUCUCAAACUCAUGGGACUCAGAUGUAUGGGUACUACAAUGGAAUGUUCCACGCUGGCUGUUCUAUCUGGAGAGAUCAUGGCUUGAAGGGGCUUUAUGCAGGAUACUGGUCUACUCUUGCCAGAGAUGUCCCUUUUGCUGGUCUAAUGGUCACUUUCUAUGAAGCAAUGAAAGAGAUGACUGAGUAUGGGAAAACGAAGUAUUUGCCACACAGUGAUUUGGAUAUCAGCAACUCCUUUGAAGGACUUGUUCGAGGAGGAUUGGCAGGCGGCUGUAGUGCAUACUUGACUACCCCCUUGGAUGUGAUCAAGACAAGACUGCAAGUACAAGGAUCAACGUCUAAGUACAAUGGGUGGCUGGAUGCUAUAACAAAGACGUGGGCUUCCGAGGGGGUGCGCGGCUUGUUCAAGGGAAGUGUUCCAAGAAUAAUAUGGUAUAUCCCGGCAUCAGCAUUCACAUUCAUGGCAGUGGAAUUCCUAAGGGAUCAUUUCAACGACAAGGUUGAUGCCGAUGCCCAUGAACUAACCUCCCUGUCAAUCGACACAAGAUCAGAAGUUGAGAAAUCAGCUUAA